Molecule: messenger RNA, 438 nt
Organism: Trichomonas vaginalis G3
Lineage: Eukaryota; Parabasalia; Trichomonadida; Trichomonadidae
Exons: 1
Source: RefSeq, a predicted model, not a curated record
ACAUCAGAUGUUAAGUUAGAGUAUCCACCACUGGACCAAAUUCUUUCAAGAGAAGCCAACGACAACCCUUACACAAAUGUUCAAACAAAUCCUUCAGAUAACGUAGACCAUUACCUUCUUCAGUUAUACCAAACAAUUUUACUCAAAGACGAUAAGAAGCUUUUGACAAAUCUUAUAAGCAAGAACCAAAUAAUUCUAACAAAGGAGGACCUUGAAAAUGUUAUCUCACGAAUAACAGGGAAACAAUGUGUCAUUGACUAUCUCGACCCUGAAAUCGAAUGCUGUGGUCAAACUCCACUAUUCAUGAAAAUAGGUAACAUCCGCAUCAUUGAAACACCAGGAACUACAGGAGUUGAGUUUAAGUAUAAAUAUUCGAACGAGUAUACAAAACUAUCUACUUACUAUAAGCUUUGCUUGAAAUAUGUUUUAGUAAAUUAA